This is a messenger RNA of Acinonyx jubatus (cheetah), 705 nucleotides long. RefSeq names its product iron-sulfur cluster assembly 1 (gene ISCA1). Gene Ontology annotation, cellular component: cytoplasm; mitochondrion. The coding region runs from base 55 to 444 and encodes 129 amino acids. The record is from RefSeq and is a predicted model, not a curated record. Lineage: Eukaryota; Metazoa; Chordata; Mammalia; Carnivora; Felidae. Gene Ontology annotation, biological process: iron-sulfur cluster assembly. Gene Ontology annotation, molecular function: 2 iron, 2 sulfur cluster binding. The transcript has 4 exons.
AGGCUGAGGUGGCCGAGUUCCGGCCCAAGGCACCGGGGCGCCGGGACGGCGAGGAUGUCGGCUUCGUUAGUCCGGGCCACUGUCCGGGCUGUGAGCAAGAGGAAGCUGCAGCCCACUCGGGCCGCCCUCACCCUGACACCUUCAGCAGUAAACAAGAUAAAACAGCUUCUUAAAGAUAAGCCUGAACACGUAGGUCUGAAAGUUGGUGUCCGAACCAGGGGUUGUAAUGGCCUUUCUUAUACUCUAGAAUAUACAAAGACAAAAGGAGAUUCUGAUGAAGAAGUUGUUCAAGACGGAGUCAGAGUGUUCAUCGAGAAGAAAGCACAACUGACACUUUUAGGAACAGAAAUGGACUAUGUUGAAGAUAAGUUAUCCAGUGAGUUUGUUUUCAAUAACCCAAACAUCAAAGGAACGUGUGGCUGUGGAGAAAGCUUUAAUAUUUGACUGCUCUGGCUGUGAGCUCCGGGAACACUCAUGGAAGUCCUAGGGCUUACUGAAGAAAUGAUGUGACUGUCGCGUGCUGAAAGGUUAUAAUGUAUGACUGCCUUAUGAGGAAAAUAAAAUGAUGCAUUUUGAAAGUGAAGCCAGUGUAUUAGAUUCCUAAAGAAGUGAUAUUUGUAUUAUUUUUAAAGGCAGAAAAUGAGAAGCCAUUACUCUCUUUGAGUCAUUUUCCUGAUCUGUAAAGAAAAAAAAUCCUAUCCUGCA